GAAUCUCACGCCCAGGUCCCACAAUUCUCGCUGAGUUUUUGGAUGUUGUUAAUCCAUAAUUUUCGUACUCGGUUUUCGACUUAAUUCGACUUAAUACUUCUGGUUUUGCUUUUCGUUUUCCGAAACCGCAAGAACCGGAAAGGAAAAAGGAAAUCCGGUAUGUUGCGGGCUACAACCUCAAAACGAAGAUAUUCACAAAGCACUACCGUUGUCGCCCCCCCCCCCCGAGAGUCCUCUACAAGAUUUUUGAAUGACGGACACAACUUGCUUCUACAGAAAGCACAGCUAUAACUGGUUCACGUGACAACGAAAAACAGAAACAAGUUAAAGCAGAAGUCAUGAUGAACAUGCAGGAGCAGAAGGGGAUGAACGAGAUGUGUCGUGUGCGGCACGACCAGCACGGAGGUGACACUGACAGCCACGACCCGGAGGAGGGGUGGAACCCGCAGGAGUGCAACAAGGACGCCGUUGUAGUUCCGCAGCCCUCGUCAUUUUCGCCGAGGACGCGACCGAAACAAGGAGGUCGCUCUUCUUUCAUCGGCAACGUGGUUGGUGCUUCUUCUAGUUCUCUGGAUCAACCUUCGCCGCGAGCGGCGGGUUCGAAUUUUGUCGGGAGCGUGCACGAAGAAGAGAAGCAAGAUCAUGCUCCACGACGAGUUGAAGUCAUCGCCACGACCACUGAUGAGAGCAAGGGCGGCAGAGGCAGUGAGAAAGGUACUGUCCCGGCGGCAACUCCUCGAACUAGAAAGCCGACGGGAAGAAACGGCACCAGCAUAGGGAAAAACACGGGUGCCAGCGGCAGUGCUCAUCGUCAAGCUUCUUGUUCUGUCGCCGCGGCGCAUCUUCACAGAAAGCAGGAGCACGUGGAUAUCAAUCAGGAAAUAACCGCGAGGACUGCGACCACGACGGGUUCAUCGAGCUGUCAAAGUAAGAACUUAUCCUGUGCGAAGCCCAGCCACAGCCUCCUAUCUGGGGAACUCUCCCCUCCGAAAACGCUGGAGUCGUUUCUGGGGAGUGUGAUGCAGCAGCCGGCGCCCGAUUCAUCUUUUGAACCGGCCGAAUAUCACCACCUCCACGAGGCGGCCAAGAAGACCACGAGCCCAGGAACCGCUCUUUCGCAGAGCCCGGCUAGCGGUGGGUGUGAAAGCCAUGUCGAGCAGGAUGUCCUGAAAGGUUUGUCACCAGAAAGAGAAAACAGCAAUAAAAAUGUUGCUGACAUGACUAGUGAAGUAGAAGAGGGCACCACAAGGACGCAGCAGCUGGCUGGUCUCAAGGGCAAUCAUUUUAAGGAGCUAGAUGCCCCCGCGCAACAGGAUAUAUUCUCUGAAAAUCAAGCAGCAGAGGGUCCUCAAAAUGAAGACCAAGUUGGUCGACGUCCACACAAAAUGAUCAUGCCCCUGAGCGUGAGCGGUACAACUUCUGACCCUCGGCCGCAAGUUCCGGCCGUUCUACCGGACAUGUUCUGUGCUACACCGUUUUAUGCAAUGUCAUCUGAAGAAGAAGAAAUAGAAAACAAGAACAACGCGGAAAUUGAAUCGGAUUCGGGACAUUCUGACUCGAGUGGUGAUGAUUUGUGCAAGAUCAAAAUUCCAGACCUGGACGAGUUUGAUGACCCAACGCCAACCGCGGGACAGAUAAACUACAACGCGCAAGAACCGAAGCCGGUGGUUUCCCUGCUGGACCUGCCUGACGAUUUGAUCGCGGAUCAGAUUUUCACGAAGUACCUGAACCUGCAGAUGGUUUCUCGCUGCGCCGCGGUGUGCACGCAGCUGAAUUUUGUGGUAAAGCAGUUCUGCCACCCUUACCUGGAGAUGGAGGAGCUCCGGGUGCUGGCGACGCUGCGACCCAUUCCGGAACUCUGGAUGCCGAUUUUGGAGGCGAAGCCCGUGCGCGGAUCAACAUCCUCGUCAGCAACGUCGCUGCUUAGCAACACGCCUAGCAGCACCUUUACCGGUGUUUCUGACCAGCACACCAAUGUCAACAACGCUUGGGCGCGGCGGCUGCGGAAGGUGGCCACGGGCCACCAGAAGCUGAAUAAAAUCUUUAAGCCGUGGGAAGUUUCAACAUCUUUUAUCGAGGGCAGUACGAACGACAAACACGAAGAGAGACCCGCUGCAACUUCCUGCCCUCGUCCCACGACUUCUUCCCUGGGUCAGAGUCUUCUUUUCCUGGAGAAGUUGGCGGACUCCAUGAGCUUGGUGAACGAGCAAGAUAAGACCCAGCAGGUAGAAGUUGAUUACCUGCGGCGCAUGGCGCUCCGCCGCGCUGCGGUCCGGACGUUUAUCCGCACUUGGAUUGGCGGAAUGACCCUGUACGCAAAAGCGUACGAAAAGCAUCUGCAGCCUAACCAAAAAAGUGAAAUGGAAGGGCAUUUGAUAUUUCCGCAUCUCUCGGCCCGGAGCAGAGUAAAAGUCGCGUGUUACGGUGUCAACGUCCUCGAAGGCGAAGAAGAUGAGGAGCAAAACAUUGGAAAUACGCAUAGCAAGAAUCUUGAGAACAAGGAGCGGCCAGCGUUCCACAAUGCGGUUCUUCUUUCUGAAGAGAACGGGAAAAUCAUCUCCACCUCUUCUUCGAAUAUGUCAGGCGGCCUCGAUAUGAGGUUUUCACCGUUGCAGGACGUAGUUCUGAAGCUGGAAAUGGAGAAAACAGUAGUCGGUCGUGCAGGUGGUGUGCCGCACGACCAAGCCGAACAAGAAAUAAACACCGGCGGAUUUACAUCAUCAUCUCCGUUAAUAACAUCGUCCUCUUCUUCGGCUGUUGGUGUUGCAGCUGAAGAUGCCCCCGCGGUUACUAGUAGUAAAAAACCCCCUGCUUCAAGAGCUACAGAGCAACUCAUCGUCCGCGUUGGUAUUUUUGAACACGAUGGUUUGGCAACACCCUCUACUUCCCGCGAAAAUAACAUAAUCUCUCAUGAUGCGCAUUCCACCUCCGCGUCCGCUCCCGAGUCUCUAACUUCCACUGCGCACCUACAGCAAGCGGAGAAGAUGGUGUCAGCACAACAAAAGAAGAAUUGGAACAACAAUUUCUCGAAGAACAAAACUUACAUUUGCCCGCCUUCGGCCCAGGAGGAUUCCUUUGACGUUGCUCCCGCCGGCACGGGAGCAUUAGGCGGAGUGAAAAGGAAAAUCGGAGAGGACAGCGGCAAGUCAUCUUGCUCCGGCAGUUCAGCUGCUGCUGGUGCUAAUACAAAUUCUAGCGGAACAAGAACUACGAUGAACAUUGCAGGAACCACGACCACGAUGGUUGAUGUUGAUGUAGAUGGCCAAGUCAGAAAGGACGUCGAGAACUACAAUGAUCAAGCUGGAACAAGUACAAACUUAAGCUACAUGCUUGGUUUCACAGACGAAAUUGGGCCAGCCGGCCUUCCGUUUUUCGCGCAGAACUUUCUCCAGAUCCAGCUUUCCGCAGUCAAGGAAGCAAUGAAAAACUUGGACGCGUUUUGGGAUCGCGAAUUGGCGCAGUUCGUUUGCGAGGACAAAGGUUGUACGAAAGCGAAGCCCGAACAAAUGGAACAUGUGCUACAGUUUUUGCUCCUGCAGCAAGAGGAGCAGGUUCGCGAGACGCCCGCAUUAUUUGUGCUACCCCAGAGAAAGGUACUACAGGCAGGUCAGAUUUGUAACGCAGAAAUGAACACACAAAAAACAUAUCCUAAACAGCAUGCUAUGGGGCCGCCAGCGACAGAUUUUUCUGUGUAUUUGCUUCUUGCAUUACAAAUAUGCCCUGCCUGCUUUUUAGUUUUUUCUGUGUGAUAGAUACCCACCAAAAACUACGUGCAGGAAGUGACGCAAGCCUACCGUGACUGGUUGCGGGAGAAGCUGGAGCUCCUUUCGAGUGAGCGCCUUGUAGAUAUGGCGUUUUCAAACGUUACAUUCUGCUGUUACAUGAAUUUGUCAUGCAAAAGUACCUUAAGCCGGCAGAUGAUCGAGCUGCUUCGCAUGACAAAUUUCGAAAGGGCUAAACAGCACCUAAAUCUGCGCCAAACUUGUAAUGCAAAAGGCGCAAUCUUCCUCCUUUGCCUUUCACAUUUGCCAUUUUUGCAUUACAGAUCCACGUAACAGUUGAGAAUGUAACAUUUGAGAACUCCAUAGUAGACCCGAAGGAGAAAGAGGAGUUUUUCAAAUACGCCCAGGCGGUGUUUUUCCGCGAAGCGGACUAUCUGCAUCGGGAGUCCGCCGAAGAUUUGGACGACGUAAUGAUCCGGGCAGCGGCACCCCCGCCGACUGGAUCAUCAUCGAUUGGAACAACUCGAGCCGAUACGAGUACUGCCUCGAAUAACUCGACGAACAGAACUACAAGAGAGACGAAUUUUGACUACGGAUUGUCGGCCGAUGAAUAUAUGGAAAAGAUGAAGCUGGAACAAAUGGAAAAAGCAAAAGAAACUGCUUCGGCUGCCGCUGCAGAGGAAGAUGAAGAAAUUUCGUCGGACGGCGACGCAAGCGACGGAGAUCACGGGGACCAGGAUGAACGCGCACAACUUCCAGGUCGUGCUGGAGACGAUGAACAAGCAUCGAAGCCAGCGAAGAAGCGUCCGAAAAGAGCCUCCAACUUGGGGAAAAAAGAGCAAGGGGGUGGGGAAGUCGAUGUUCACACCACGACGACACCGCACAAAAAUAAGAUGACUGAUUGGUACGACGAACGAGGACACCUAGGACAACUGUACGAAAAAAGCAUCGCCUUGUGCCGCAAAACGUCAGCCUUUCUUCCCAACCUGCUGCUGCUCCUCCGAAACAAUUUUGUGUACACCGAAUGGACCCUGUGGGCCGACACGGCUCUCAAUCUUGCCGAGCAUUUGCGGUUGACCACGGCUUUAGAGUUGCUGAAGGAAAAAAGUUCUAGCACCGCGAACUAUUUCUCGCAAGCCGAGCGGGAGCGGCUGGCAGCGCUGCCGGAGCAGAUUGCCCGGUUCGAACAAGAAGUCAACCCGGUGUCGGCGGAGGACUGCCUGGCCCGGGCCUGGUUGAUCUUCUCCAUGGCGAUUGAUCCAAAGUCGUACGCCGAUCGCAAUGACGCUUUUCAGUUUCACGCGGUCUUCCAAGUUUCGCCGGAAAAAGAACGCGGCUUGGGGGUGAACACGAUGAAGCGAGGAACUGAUCCUGUUCCGGCUUCAGGUUCAGGUUUAGCUCCCUCCGCUCCUUUGUCUUCGUCAUCCAGAUUCAUCCAAAUUGGUCCUGAAACUACAAUGGUGCCCGCGGCUAGUAGGACCACGACGACCGGAGGAGCUGGUGCAGCAAGUAGCAUGAGUCAAAACCCCGGGGGCGUGAUGGGCUACAGCCACGAUCUAUACGGAAGAAAUACCAGCAACCCGCCCCGAACAAACAGCACUAUGACACCGACACCAAGCGGAACAAGCGCGAACACCAACCAUGAUUCGGCUUCCGGCAGCCGGGUCAUCUCAAGUCAUGUCGUCAGUCGUGAAGAUACUGCUCCGGCACGGCAGACCGGCACCGAAGAUACCGCUGCCGUCACGACAACCGACGUGCAGCACAGUCCUCAAGAGCAACAACCUCCGCCGCAAGAACGUGUGGCGUUUCCAGAUGAAAAUUACGACGACGAAUACGACCCGGAAGCGGAGACGAAAUACAUGGAAUGGACCUACCAGCAGGAAGAGGAGUACCAUUUUAACGUGGUCACGGAAAAGGUGAGGCUGCUGCAGAAGUUUUUCAUGGAAAACAACUACCGAGGGUGUGAAAGCCACCUGUACUACAGCGUUCAGAACUCCCUGUGUCACAAAGUGGUUGACCUGCGGCGGGGGAAUCCCAUCGCCUUGUGCACCUUCCUGGGGAAUUUGGCAUCGCAGCAGGGACUUCUCGUGGAGUACCUGCCGCACGUGCCGGGCCACGUGUUUAUUCGCAUUGACGGCUACUGCGCGUACGAGGAGGUUUUGGGUGGAACUGGGAAGGAAAACAAUUUUCAUUCCAACAACAAUUCUACAACUCCCGCGGGAACAAGAAUAGCUGGGUCAGGAGCGAGGUCGUCCGGUGGAAAUAACAUCAAUCAGAAUAUUAACUUCUGCCAAACGGAGCAACAGGUUUCGCUGGAAGCGUCACUUAGAGCAGGACUUGGCCAGGCCACUAGUGAUCAUGGUGCAGGCACUGUACAACUACAUGAGGACGGCGACGGAAACUACAUGAAGCGGAGAAAGAAGCUGCAGCACCUGCUGAAAAUGGAGAAGCGCAUUUUUAUAGAUCCACAUGACCCCAACUGCAGAACUUUCGCGAGCGCGAACGAUAUCCUCCUGCGCGUAUUAGUGGUAUCGUGCUCGUAAGUGGAAGUGCAUGCAUGAAGACCUCCACGACACGUGGCAAUCAUAUGCAUUGUGAUUGUUUUUUAUUCAUCCUACCGUCUUUUUUGAAGGAGAUUUGGAUGCUCGACAAACUUGCUAUCAAAUUCCAAGUCCUUGAAUGGUACGAUAUCAUCUUUGCAUUGCAUAACUGAGCUGCGGGAGCAUUUGUUGCGGCAGUGGGGCUUGCUGUUUCAACCGGCGCUGUUGCAGUUGAAGAUGCCCAAAAUCAUGCAAGUCCUUCUCUGGGUGAGCCGGUUAUGAUAGUGCAGCACAACUGUCCCUCAACAUUCCGCCUGCAGGUGGAAGAGCCUAAAAAAGAAAAAGAGCGUUUUACUCCUGCGCGGGAGAUGAUAAGUAUUACAUUCGAAAUAAGACUUGUUUUUAAGGCAGCGUCGCGUUGCUUCUGUCUCGUCCUUUGCAGCUAUUGGAGAUAUUACCAUGACAUUUUUGAAAACCAACGGGCGGAAGAGGAGGCGGCUGUGCACUUUCAUACCAAUUGGUAAAGAAUCUCGGAAAUUGCGACGACAGCGGGGGCUUUAUGCGGGAGGCGCACGCGGUCGAAGAUAUUGCCUCGCAAGUGCACACGGGAUUAAUCGCCAGGUUUCAAAACGACGAGCGCCUGAGGGGCUUUUAGGGAAGAGGUUGGGGAAGAUGUUGAAGAUGCUUCUUGUCGCACCUCUGGUCGAAUUCGAACCAGCCAUGGGCUUGCACUUCUGACGUGUUUUGGGAAAUCUAAUUGUGUACUGUAAAGCAACCACAAAACCAACUCGAACUCUGGGCGACACCUAUCACGUAGUCCAGGGGAUUCCUACAAUCAACGAAUCCUAUUCAAUAGGAUUGGGAAUCAGAAAGAAGACAACUUAAAAGCCAUGAUUGUGUGUUUUCGGAUUGUUUAGUCUCCUGAGGCUUUUCGUCGCUUAACUGUAGUAUUAGAAGAAAAGAAACAUUGCAUUUCGUCAACGUAUGGUAGACAAGACGAUAGUAUAGCGACUUUGAUUUUUGGUAGAUGAAAAGAACAAGAAGAAGAACUAAAAGUCAACGCAGCAAGAUUCGGAUGGGCAUGUCACGCUUGAUCAGGCAAGCAAAUGACUUUCAGGUACGUACUUAAGUACUACGUCAUGCACAGGCUUGAGUAGUGCAGUGCAGGCGCGAUCAUAGGAUCACCUGACACGACUACAGUUUAUUUUGAGGAAAACACUUACCUUAAACUUGAUGACAUUGACUGGCUAGAAAUAUGUGCGAAGCGCUCUUAGAGGUUCACCUUUUUGUUCUCGUUUCAGUUUUAUGGUUCGUUAGGAAGGUAGGGAAAAGGGAAAAGGGUAUGAGCAGAAAGAAGCGACCUGAUAAGUACAAGAACUGAUACAACAACACGUAUUGUUUGGCGCGAUGUGGUAGGCUAAUUCUGCAGAGUUUGGUUUCGACGAAAUGGUUGAAAACGGCUGUAAGAUGAGAAGCUGUGAACAACGAGAAAUACUCAGUCAAGCAUGGUUGCACGAAAUCUAAAGACCACGACAUUAACGGCAUGGCCUUGUAGUUUCCCGACAAGAACGAGAUCCUGUGAAGAUCAAGGCACUACUACUCCGAGUACUACAUGUACAUUCGGAUUCUAUAAAAGGCUCCCCCCAGCCUGAGCAGGCUUCCGGAACUGGCAGCAAAAGCAGUUUCACUUUGUCUUUCUUCGCAUUUCCACUCUGACAUUAGCGAUGCAACGGCAGAUGGUAUUGCGUUUUGUAGACUGGUGGCGCCGCGGUGUGAUGAUGUUUUCAGAUACGGGUACGUAGGCUUUGUCUUAUCUUAUGGAAAAAAAGCAAAAAAUGGAAAAAAGCAAAAAAAAAAAUUCAUCUACGACUCGGCUUACAACUCCUACUCCUGAUGA
This is a messenger RNA of Amoebophrya sp. A120, 8159 nucleotides long. The record is from the annotation of a GenBank genome assembly. NCBI's taxonomy places the organism in Eukaryota, Dinophyceae, Syndiniales, Amoebophryaceae.